Penicillium canescens is the source of this 2386-nucleotide messenger RNA. RefSeq names its product Mis12-Mtw1 family protein. The transcript is spliced from 6 exons. Gene Ontology annotation, biological process: cell division; mitotic sister chromatid segregation. Gene Ontology annotation, cellular component: MIS12/MIND type complex. Bases 535 to 2139 code for a protein of 534 amino acids. The record is from RefSeq and is a predicted model, not a curated record. Lineage: Eukaryota; Fungi; Ascomycota; Eurotiomycetes; Eurotiales; Aspergillaceae.
CAAAUCCCGAAGGAGAUUAGCGCGGUCCCCACGCGCCCGACCAAAACAACCGCGUGCGAGAAUCCAACCCACCACUCACCACCUCCGACCUAUGCUGCGCUCCCCUUGCGUAUCUUUUCGCGGAACUGAAUAACGACAUCGCAUAAUCUGCUGUUCACUACCUGCAGCACUGCACCUUGACGCGACCCGCGCCUAACAUUCCGCCCACCGCCAACCGAUUGCCCCGAGCACCGACAAGCUUGACCGUGCCACCACCAAUAUACACGCCAGCUGAGGGUUAGGCGACUACUCAAAACGAUUCAAUAGUUGUAUCGCGAGUCAGUUGAGCUGCCCAGAGGAGUUAAUUCAGGUUCGGCAUUCUUCCGAACAGGGGAGUUGAGCUUGUUGAUUCUCCAGGAAGCCUCUUCAACCAGGGGUAUUCGGCUGGAGAAAAAGACAACACGAAGCAACUAGCCAACGCAGAUACGGAGGGUACUCUCUUUCAUCUCGACCUUUAUCAGCGACCAAAAGAACCCCGCGUGCACCCCUCCUGACAUGACAAUCGCGGUCCUGGCGACUACUACGACUACCACAAAGCGUCGCGAACCGCUGGGGACGAUUACAAUGGCGGCCCCAAAGGCGCAAUCGCAAUCCGCGGGCGCGUCCAAAGGCACAGUGGAACGGAGGACUACGCGAUUAAGCGCAAGUAAUCAAGGGCUCGAGGAGAUGACAAAGGACGGGAAGCGGAAAACUGUGCAAUACGAGGAGGAUGAUGGAUUUCAAUUCUCGCGGAAACCCUCCAAGAAGCCCCGGCCUUCAAUUAAAGCGAUUCCCGAAAACCUCAGUUCGGAUAUUGAGAAUGCGCCUCCAAAGUCAACACCGAGACGAGGGCGGCCACCGAAGAAGCGACCCGAAGACAAAAGUGGUCCUAGCGGGAUGCCAGCGAAGGGGGUAUCCAUGGAGCUCCCGAGUAGGAGACCAACGAGGGGGCCGGGGAAGACGAACGCAGAAUCAGAAGCUCAACCCCCCAGAACACCAGCCAGAGGCCAAGAAACCAAGGAAAGGACGACCCCCAAAGCGAAAGCGCCAGAGACGAACGGAUACAAUUCACCAGAACAACCGCCCGCGGGAACCAAGGUGGCACUACCUACGGCCGAUACCCCAGUGAUCCAGCGCAACAAGGAGCUGCGGGGUGGGAAGGGCGAUAAAAAAGGACGACGAAGCAGCUUGAGCAGACGGGGACGACGGGCCAGUGAUUUAAUUGACUCGGGUACAUCAAACGCAUUACCCCAUCGAGAAGUCAGUGUGGCAGAUUUCUAUAAACACAUCGCCGAUGAAGGUCUUCCGGAGCCGCGAAGGAUGCGCCAGCUUUUGAUCUGGUGUGCGACUCGUGCGCUUGGCGACAAGCCUUCAGGGGCCUCAAAUUCAGAUGACCAAAGUGCGCGUUUAGCAGCGCGUGUGAUACAAGAGGAGCUACUCCGGGAAUUCUCGACCAAUUCAGAGCUUUCGAACUGGUUUUCUCGCGAAGAGUUGAAUCCCCCAGCUGUGAUCGUGAAGAAACCGAACCCACGAAACGUGCAGAACACAGAUAAGAUCAAGGAAUUGGAGGAGCACAUCCAAAAACUACAAAAAGAACGACAAUCCCUCAAUGCAAUCCUUCGUCAACCAGCGAUUCCAGCUCUCAAAUCCGCGUCGCAACCGGACGAUGAGCAAAAGACGAAGCGAUCCUCCCAGAAAUCUAGGGAAGAAGUCGAUCCCUCUCUUCUAGACCCCUCUCAACAAGCGAUAUUGAAAUCUCUCAACCCUCCGACUCAGCCAUCAGAAGAGGAAUCUUCUUCUACCUCAUCUUCUUACCGACCACCUAUGACCCCAUCUGCCGUCUCAUCCCAACUAUCACGCAUUACAGCUGGCCUAGCACCAACGCUCGACGCCUUCGCGGCUGGUGUACAUGACAUUGAACUGUACCGCGCUUCUGCAGACACCGUCUCAUCCCGAAUACUCCGCAUUUGCUCACAACGACUGGAAGAGCGCGACGCGCACAAUACACAAAGCCGUCUCACAAUCGAAGGCGACGACAGAAACCAGCCAGCAGAUGUGCCAAGGCCACGAGAAGACCUGGGUCUUAUCCUGGGAGCUCUCAGCCGACUCGAGAGGCGAUAGAACUGCCGUUUGUCUACUGUUUACGGGGAUUCAUUCUCCCUGGUUAUACCCUCAAUAAGUUGUUUUCUGGCGAUUCUCCGUUCGUCUCUUUUCUUCUUUUUCUUCCUUCUCCGAUCUGGGAAUUACUGCGAGGGUUCACUACGAACGAACUGAUAGCGAUGAUUUUGAUGAGCUCCAGUCCACACCGUGGGGCUGGGGAAAGGCGCAUUUACGGGGUUGGUUGGGAUAGCAUUUACAUCGUUUCCAC